GCGUAGGAGGGGCUCGGCCGUGCCUAGCCAGGCAGCAACCAGCAGGGGCUGUGGCUGCUUAACUUCUGUUAGCGUGGAAAGAGAAUCUGCCGGGAGAUCCCUUCUCCCCUUCUUCCGUGUGGUGGUCACUGCGGCUCCCGCAGGCCAUAUUCAGAUGGGUUUGGUGUGGUGCUUCCUUCCUUAGCUGGGGACUAAUGCCCCAGAACCUUCGGGAGAAGAGCCAGGUCUACCAGCGACACCGAUCUGGUAGCAACGCGGGCCCCAAAAGCCUCAAAGCCAUCCCAGCAGGAACCAUGUACACUUUCCUGCCUGACAAUUUUUCACCUGCCAAACCCAAGGCCUCCAAAGAGCUGAGCUAGCCGAGGUCCGCGUUGGGUACCAGUCACAGAACAUCUCCUGCUUCUUCCGCCUGGUGGACCGCGACUCGGUAUGGGGCUACGACCUGGGCCUGCGCUCUCUUAUCCCUGCUGUGCUCACGGUCAGUAUGCUGGGCUAUCCGUUCAUCCUGCCCGAUAUGGUGGGGGGCAACGCGGGGGGGGAGCGCACAGCCGGCCGCCAAGAUGGGCCGGGGCCGGAGCGCGAGCUCUACGUGCGCUGGCUUGAGGUUGCGGCCUUCAUGCCUGCCAUGCAGUUUUCAAUCCCGCCCUGGCAGUACGACGCAGAAGUGAUAGCCAUCGCACACAAGUUCGCUGCUCUGCGCGCCUCGCUAGUGGCGCCACUGCUGCUUGAGCUCGCUGGUGAGGUCACCGACACUGGCGACCCCAUCGUGCGCCCCCUGUGGUGGAUCGCUCCAGGGGAUGAAACGGCUCACCGCAUCGACUCGCAGUUCCUUAUCGGGGAUACGCUGUUGGUGGCGCCGGUGCUGGAGCCUGGUAAGCAAGAGCGCGAUGUCUAUUUGCCCGCCGGCAAGUGGCGCAGCUACAAGGGUGAGCUUUUUGACAAGACACCGGUGCUGCUCACGGAUUACCCCGUGGACCUGGAUGAGGUCGCCUAUUUCACCUGGGCGUCCUGACCCACUUUCAAGACCCAGGAAUCCCACAGUCCUGACUCCAGCCUUCAUGCAGAUUUUUAAUCCUUUACCACACCCGAAGGGUGCACCCUCAGGAAGUUCCCACCUCUAGGAAAUGGGCACUGACAAAAUGGGCACUGACUGAAAAGUGCUCCGGCCAACAGCAGUAGGUGAGACCUGGAAGGGGAAGUACGGAAACAACCUCCUGCCCCAGUGCACACUCCUGACAGCGCCUCACCCCCACCCUGGACAUAGAGAACAGAAACCUCUUCCCUGGGUUGGAUGGCCCGGGAACUCAGGAAAAGUCUGUUCUUUCUAUUACAAGGGUCUGGUUUUAAAAAGCACACAGAAACAUCUCUCCUCCCACUGGCCUUUGUAGCCCUUUGUCCUCUAAGGUGAGGAACCGAUGCUCUUCAAAAAGUUCCCAAAUAGUUUUCUACCAUAUUAUUUAGAAAGUGUACCUUUAGAUGGGCAGUGGUGGCGCACGCCUUUAAUCCCAGCACUUAGAAGGCAGAGGCAGGCGGAUCUCUGAGUUCAAGGCCAGCCUGGCC
Messenger RNA from Cricetulus griseus (Chinese hamster), 1560 nucleotides. The record is from RefSeq and is a predicted model, not a curated record. NCBI's taxonomy places the organism in Eukaryota, Metazoa, Chordata, Mammalia, Rodentia, Cricetidae.